UGGAAUUCAUUAAAUAUUGCUUUGUUUAAUAAAAUUGUUCUGCAAUGAAUGUCACAUAAACCUUAUUUCAAAUCUUUUAGACUAAUUUUAAAAUAAUAAACAGUCUCUGUCGGCUCGUCUAAUCACCGAAUCUUAGUGAAACCUUUAGUGUCAAAAGUUCAGACUACCAAGCAAUUUUUUUUUAUCUGACAUCCGUUUUAUUUAUAUGAAAAUGUAACCUAAACAUUAAUUAUGAAAUUAUAAUAAAUAUUAGGUACGUGUACAUUAGUGCGGCUCAUCAUGCCAUUUCAUAAUAAUCAUUGUUUCUGGGUAAUGACCCCGAUGAGUCCGAAGGCUAAAGAAAUAGUUUUAAAUAUUUCAUAAUAUUUAUAAAACAUACAAUUUGACAAUAUAAAUCGCAAACAUUAAAUCAUGAUCAUUUUAAGCCUCAUUAAUAACAGAUAUCGUGGAGGGCAUUCACCGAAAAGUUCGGGGUCUCAAUGCUAAUUAGCCACGAAGAUUAGCUAAAGCGCCUCGGACCCGCAGCCUGGCCGUGGCUAGCGAAGCGCGCUCACAACCGCGAACACGAUGCGUGCACUCGGACGCUUGCCAAGCUUUACUCCAGCGGGCGUUAUUUUGCGCUCCGUAUACAUUUUCGCGUGGGUAACAGCCGCUGCUCCUUCAGACUAUGGCGUUCCUAUUGAAAUAAAACUAUGGGACACUGGGAGGACACCUCUGGCUCACAUGGUGGAUGUAACGAACAUGUUUGGUUUGAAAGUGCUUGCGGAACAUAACUUUUUAAAUGAUAACAACAUAGCGUUCUCGCCGUACGGGCUGAUGGGGAUAAUGGUGGCGCUGUACGAGGGGGUUGACGGCGAAUCCUCGUACCAGAUACAGCGGGGCAUGCAGCUACCGUGGAACAGGAACGUCAUGCGCGUCGGAUUCAGAGACAUUCAUCGUACCUUAAAGACGUAUUUCGUUCCGGAAGAGGGAUUUCUUGCGGGUUUAGCGCUAAACAAUGAGAAUGUCACUUUCAAUGACCCAUACAAAAAGAAAUUGCGUUUUUAUGGUUUUGAUUUAGAAAAUGACCAAUUGCCGACCCUUGCCCCUGAGACAAAUAAUACUACUAAUGACACGAAUACUUCCGCUACACCUACGAGUCCGACGGAGCUUGCCGACAACACAGCCGCGACUGUAGCUAUGACAUCAGCACCAACCAGAGAGGAAACUACAAUGACCACCAAUCCGAAUGCUGAAACAAUAAGCACACUAGACAUACGAGGAGGUUCAACAACUGCGGGCUCGUCUUUAUCUCCAAAUGCCGAAAGCACGCCGAUGCCUUCUUCGGUAAUAACAACCGAUGAAAGGACAACAGAAACAACAACUCACAGUACUGCUGCCGCUUCUAGCUCCGUCGCGGAGCAGACGGCAACAACCACCGCCGUCGCCCAGAGCACACCGGCAGACGAGGAAGCUGUGUCCCUCACUUCGCAAGUAGAUAGCGAACCUACAACAAAUAAUGAAGUUGAUACAUCAUCUGUAGAUACCAGUACAGUGCAGACUACGAGAAUAGAGCCCACUACAGCUCAACCGACCAUUGACAUGACAACAAGCACAGAGGCAGGUCCCGACACGACGCCGACGCCAAGCACAACACUCCAGCCAACAACAGAAAGUGCUAUAAUAACAUCAACUAUCACUACAGAAAGUACUCCAACGGAAAUUGUUAUGUCCACUACGCCGGAAACACCAACGGAACAAAUUUCUACAAUGAAUAUUGGUGACAUGACUACCGAAACAAAUACCGUAACUCCAGCAAAUGAUUCCACUUUGGAAACACUUGAACGGAAGAAGAAGUCCAUCGUUGAUUUUAUUUUCACAAAUCCUCCGUAUGUGGACGACUACUUAUAUUACAGGUCUUAUGAUAUCGGUUCAGAUGCGGCUAAUCCAGGCUUUGACGAUAAAAUGUUUUUAGCAAAUGGAUUGCGUAGCGUUCAGGUCACGUAUAUGCGGUACGACACGGUGCUAGAAUACGCGUACCUGCCGCACCUGGAGGCGUCGGCGCUGCGCCUGCCGCUGGACAGCGAGCGCUACUACCUGCUGGUGGUGCUGCCCGCGCGCGGCGGCGCGCCCGAGCUGGGCCGCCUGCUGGCCCGCAUGGCGCGCGAGUCCGACCUGGCCGACAUCUACUCCGUGCUGCGCCCUCGCCGGGUGAAGGCCAUCGUGCCCAGCUUUAUAGUAAAAGGCCAUGUCACCUUAACUACUGAUUUGCAGAAGCUCGGCAUUAGAGACGUAUUUGAACCAAGACAGCGUGACUUCACGCCCAUGACGAGACAACCGGGCGUCUACGUGCGAAGCAUUGAACAGGCUGUGUCCGUCGCCAUACGCAAAUAUCGACCCGACGAUCAGAAGAAAAAUAGAUACGUGACAACCCGGGAACCAGUAUUAUUUUCGGCCACGUACCCGUUUCUUUACUUCGUAAUGGAUGCAAACAUACACGUGGCCCUCAUGGCUGGCAAGAUGGUAGACCCUCUAAACUCCAGGAUAUUAUAGUUAUUCUUAUA
Messenger RNA from Trichoplusia ni (cabbage looper), 2543 nucleotides. RefSeq lists its product as uncharacterized. Gene Ontology annotation, biological process: methylation. The record is from RefSeq and is a predicted model, not a curated record. The coding region runs from base 568 to 2532 and encodes 654 amino acids. The transcript is spliced from 6 exons. Gene Ontology annotation, molecular function: nucleic acid binding; methyltransferase activity; serine-type endopeptidase inhibitor activity. Lineage: Eukaryota; Metazoa; Arthropoda; Insecta; Lepidoptera; Noctuidae.